AUGGAUGCACACGUCAGUUAUAAUCUAUUCGACAGACGCCCGAUAACCAAGUCGAAAGCCCCUGCUGUUAAAUGGGUUAAAGAAUGGAUGCCACAAGAUGUUGUAUCAACUGGUGGAAGGUGCUUACUUUUGAAAUGGGUCAAUGAGGCCACAUUGAAGGCUGUGAAAGAAAAGUCAAAAGAGCCCGAAGUAGUACACGAGCCUGAACCAACAACAGAAGUUCUUUUCCUUUGUAGUUACGAAGGCUGUGGAAAGACUUUUAUUGAUGUUGGAGCUUUGAGGAAGCAUUCUCACAUCCAUGGGGAGAGGCAGUAUGUUUGCCAUUAUGAUAAUUGCGGAAAGAAAUUUUUGGAUAGUUCAAAAUUAAAGAGGCAUUUUUUAAUUCAUACUGGGGAGAGACACUUUGUAUGCCCGCACGAAGGCUGUGGUAAGGCAUUCUCUCUAGAUUUCAAUCUAAGGUCACACAUGAAAACACACUGUGUCCUCUUAAUAGUAUUAACGGGGUAUCCUGAAUGCGGAAAACGUUAUACACACGAGUACAAGCUGAAGAAUCACAUUGCAUCUCAUCAUGAGAAGAACAUGGUAGAUGCAGUUAAACACACUCCACCUGCAGAGAAGCCAGUGAAAACUGCUAAAUCUUCUGCAGGACCUUCUGGACCCGCAUCAUCUUACCGCCCAUACGCCUGUCCAUAUGCAGGGUGUGAGAAGGCCUACAUCCACGAGUACAAGCUGAAUCUUCAUCUAAGAAGAGAACACCCUGGCCAUUUUCUGGAUGAAAAUGCUAAGAACAACCCACCUAACAAUGAAAACGAGAUGGAUGAAGGCAGUGAUCAAGAUGUAUAUGUUGGAAAACGAGGCAAUGGUAAAGUCCAGAAACGGAGUAGGCAGAAGCCAAAUUUAAAACCACCUCCUUCAAAAGUUCCUCAGCGGAAAAGCUCCAGUGCUUCUCCUGCCAACCUGAAUAUAAUGAAAAAAUCUUGGCCCAUCAAAGAGGACGUGUAUGACAAUGAAGACAGUGAAGAAACAGAAGAGGAACGUGAUAAUGUUGGAGAAGGAUGGAUGUACGGAGAAAACAAUGAGGAUGAUGAUGAAGAGACAGAAUACGAGGACUAG
Messenger RNA from Fraxinus pennsylvanica, 1113 nucleotides. NCBI's taxonomy places the organism in Eukaryota, Viridiplantae, Streptophyta, Magnoliopsida, Lamiales, Oleaceae. The record is from the annotation of a GenBank genome assembly.